UUAGCCGCUAUGGUUAACAGUAGGCUGCCGACGCCCUUUAGUGGGAUCUUUCAUUAUUCCAGCUGUUGAAGAACCUAUGCGUAUAAUCACCCUGGCAAGGAUGUGAACCCGGCCGGACAGCAAAGAGUUAAGGCGAAAGAGGAAAUCCUAUCUGGUUGGUCACACUGAGAAAUGCGAUUAUACUGCCUCAGUUCAACACGGGCGAGCGGACGGACUGCGCACUAUGCGAUCCGUCUCAUAGAGAAAGCUUAUUCUACAAGGUUAUCAUCACAGCCGAUUCUGGUCUCAAAACGAAACUAGCGAAAUAGAGAAGCCAUUACUGUUGCUGGGACAGAACUGAUGUUUUCAGAAGGAUGUCGGUUGCCCCUGACAGAACCCACACUGGGCCGGGAACACGCGUUCAGAAGGGACUGCAGUUCGGCGUUCAGCAGGUGAAUGGCCAGGUGCGCGUUCACGUGUGACGGAUCCUCUGGCUGCUGGCCAUCCUAACGUGAUUAGCUUGCUGUUUUUAAGAACUGUGCCGAUCCGCUACUCCUCUUGAAUUCAAAGAGACAAAUCAGUGCGUCACUGGACCAUGAAGCACCAUCAUCAGUUGUUUAGAUGUUUUUGGCGAACUCUCGUCACUCUUCUUCUGUGUGAAGGCACCCCGCUCAUGAUGUUCAGGGGGUCCCUCACUCUGACCCUAAACAGGGAUCACAGCAGUUUCACACUGCAGCAGGACGCGCGAAUAGCUCACUCCUCUCACAACGUCACAAGUCAUAGAAGAGAGCUGAAGCCUCUAUUGAAGACAAGGCCAUUUGCGGUGGUGGAUGGAGUUAGAAGAAGCCUGAGUGAUGUUUUACAGAAUGGUCACCCUGACAGAUUGCAGUGUGGCUUACAAGUGGGAAGCAGCUUGUAUAUCCUGGACCUGGAAAAAAACCAAGAUCUUUUGCCAAAGCCGCCUAAUGUGUUCUACUAUCUGCCAAAUGGAACGGGGGUAUCCAUGAAGGAAAACCUAGUGACACAUUGUUACUAUCAUGGUUCAGUGCAAGGCUUUCCUCAGUCCCGCGUAGCUCUCAGCUCCUGCUCUGGGUUACGGGGAGUGAUAGUCAUUAACUCCACACUGAGCUUUGAGCUACAUCCUGAGGAAGAAGAGCAUGGAAAAGAUGAGGAAGGGAGUGGAGAAAUGGAAGAAGGGUGGAUGCACGUGAUCUACCCCACGGACUCACAAACAUCUGAGUCUAGAGACUGUGGAGUGUCAAACACCUCUAUUCCUCCCAUUCAGAUCAUCCCACACACACACAGGAGUAAGAGAGACAUUCUCUCAGAGACCAAAUAUAUUGAGCUGGUGCUGGUGGCGGAUCAUAAGGAGUUUAUGAAUUAUCAGAAGAAUAAUAAAACCAUGAUUUACCGCAUGUUGGAUGUGGCAAACCAAGUAGACUGGUUCUACAGGCCGCUGAAUGUACGUGUGGCACUGCUGGGUUUGGAGAUCUGGAGUGACCAGGACAAGAUUCAAGUGGAUAAGAGUCCCACUGAAACUCUAAACCGCUUCCUGGAUUGGAGGACCAGGGAGCUACUACCACGACUACGGCAUGACAAUGCACAGCUGAUCAUGGGCGAGUCAUUUGAUGGGACGACAGUCGGCAUGGCGUCUCAGUCCUCCAUGUGCUCAAAGGAUCGGUCAGGAGGAGUGAAUGUGGAUCACCUGGUGAGUGUGUUAGGUGUGGCGUCAACGGUGGCACAUGAGUUGGGUCACAACCUGGGAAUGAGUCACGAUACGGCAGACAGGCGUUGCCAGUGCCAGAACGAGCCUCGGCUUGGGGGCUGCAUAAUGGAGCCCUCCACUGGGUUUAUGCCCGGCCAGCUCUUCAGCAGCUGCAGCGAACAGGAUCUCUCUCUCAGUCUACUGCACGGUGGCGGUAUGUGCCUGUUUAAUGUGCCUCAGCCAGAGAGCCUUCUGGGAGGUCCACGCUGCGGGAACCUGUACGUGGAGAAAGGAGAGGAGUGUGACUGCGGCCUGCUGGAUGAAUGUAAUGAUCCUUGCUGCAAUGCCAGCACAUGUAAACUGGUUCCCGGGGCCCAGUGCUCUUCUGAUGGCAUCUGCUGUGAGAAUUGCAAGUUGCGUGUGGCCGGGUCGGUGUGUCGGGAGCCGUUGGGAGAGUGUGAUUUGCCAGAGUACUGCACCGGCACUUCCCCCUACUGUCCUCCCAAUGUGUUUCUGCAGAAUGGAGAGUCAUGCAAGGACGGUUCCUCCUACUGCUACAGCGGCGUGUGUGCCAGUCUGGACGAGCAGUGCCAAAUGCUCUGGGGAGCGAACUCCACCCACGCUCCAACUAUCUGCUUCUCAUCUGUGAAUAAGCAGGGAAAUAAGUACGGAAACUGUGGCCAGAUGCCUAACGGAUCCUACAUCCCAUGUCUGAAAGGGGAUGUGCUCUGUGGUAGGAUCCAGUGUCAGGGUGGAAGUGAUCGCCCCCUGCUGGGCUCCAACGUUGAGAUUCUGACCACAACGGUCAAACUGAACCAGAGUGACUUUACCUGUCGGGGGACCUAUUUUAAUCUGGGUGAUGAUGUUUCUGACCCAGCCAUGGUGUCCCAGGGGACGGCCUGUGGGCCCAACAAGGCAUGUAUGGACCAACGAUGCCGGGACGUGUCCAUGUUUGGUGUUGAAGAAUGCCGCAGGAAGUGCAAUGGCCACGGGGUUUGUAACAGUAAUAAGAAUUGUCACUGUGAUGAGGGCUGGGCACCUCCUGACUGCAGAUACUCUGGAACCGGAGGCAGUGUGGAUAGCGGCCCUGCUCGAAAGCCCAGAGAUUCAGAUCCUGCGAGGGUGGCUCUUCUGGUCAUUUUCCUGUUUGUGUUGCCGGUCUCACUACUGUUUGUCGCACUCCGCUUCCCCCGGUGUCGACGAGGCCUUGUGUACCUUGGCCACACCCCCUUCAGUAAGACCCGACAGAGCCGAACUCCUGCAAUGGAGCUAGCAAAUGCUCGAAAUGGAGAUCAGGUGCAACCGCUCAGGUACCAGUGGCCCCACCAGAGCGACAUCCCUCUCACCCAGGCUAUCAGCAAGGUUCAGCACAGGCCUGCUCCUCCAACUAAACCUCUUCCACCUGAUCCUGUCUCUAAACCAGCUCAGUUGGCAGGGCAUUGGCCCGCCCCUCCCACCAAACCCCUCCCUCCUGACCCCACCCCCUCAGAGAGCAAGAUGCAGUGCAAGCCCACAGGAACACGACCGGCUGCACCAAGCAAGCCCCUCCCUCCUGACCCUGUCCUCUCUACCCGACAGAACCCUGUUCCCCCGAAACCUCCGGUUCCCAAGAAACCACUGCCUGUGGAUCCUUCACCCCACCCUCCUCCACCCCCACUGCUGGGACAUUCAGGAUCUGCUGCAUCUUCAUCAUCUUACUCGCGUAACCCUACGUCAGCUGCUGCUCCUGCCAGACCUGCUCCUCAUCCACCUUUACGGAGACAGCAGUACCCUGGGAAACCGCACGCUCCUCACCCAGUAUAGUCAGGAAGGAAACACUGGCUUGGCAGCAAAUUUUUUGGACUUUUUUUUCCUCAGUAUUUUGUCUUGUUUUCCAAAAACAGUAUCUGAGUUUCUAUAAAACAAGAUACAUUGAUGCAUUUGAUAUAAUUUUGUUAUAGACAAAAAACACUGAUUGCCAUGUGGGACACUACGUGAUGUAGACUUGCACAAUUCUAUUUGCACUGACCCUGAGUGAGUGAUUCUGCAGGGUGAACAUUAACACCUGUACAGACCUCUGCUGCUCUGCAUCUGGAUCAGAACUUAGCACUCAUUAUGAGGCUCAUUGGGCCACCGGAGGAAUUACAGAGUCCAUUGAAGGUGAAAGGAUAUUAUAACUCUGAAGACAAAACAAAAAAGAACUUUUAAAAUCUGACAAAGUGGAUAUAUUGUACAUUCCUUUUGUGAUUCAGAUGCUCAGUUCAACGCAUGGGAAUAAGAUAUGACGAGAUGAUGCCUUGAGGAAGGAAUCCUGAUUUCUUUCACUGAGAUGCUGAAUGCAUGCUCGAUUUGCCUGCCUAUAGAUGAUCUGAUCUUUUCCUACAGAAUCUCUUUGGUGCCUAAUUAACUUGCCGCACAACAUUUCAUCAAGGAUUGUUCUAAUACACUCAAACCAAAACUGAAAUUCAGAACUCUUCAUUUUUAGAGCUGAAAACUCCAGUGUUUUACAUUCCGUUUAACAUCAGCUGGUCUCAGUACAGAUAUCAGCAUUGGACACAAACACACACACAUGGUCUCUGUAAAGUCUUUACUGUAAAGUAAUGUCUUAUAUCGAUAUCAAGACAACUCAGAUUGCAAAUUGUGACCGUAAAUGCUGCUGCAGGGACAAAGCUGGCUCAUUGGAAGAUGAAGAUCGCUUUUUCGAUCAAAGCACUGAAGGUAUAUGAAGAUAUUUAAGUGUAUUUUGAAAUAUGCAGUAUUUUUAAUGCAAUAAACAUGGGAUCUAUUUUUACAGUUGAA
Messenger RNA from Megalobrama amblycephala (Wuchang bream), 4462 nucleotides. It is a transcript of the gene adam15, whose product is annotated as ADAM metallopeptidase domain 15. Gene Ontology annotation, biological process: innate immune response; integrin-mediated signaling pathway; proteolysis. Gene Ontology annotation, molecular function: metalloendopeptidase activity; integrin binding. Bases 575 to 3487 code for a protein of 970 amino acids. The transcript is spliced from 25 exons. NCBI's taxonomy places the organism in Eukaryota, Metazoa, Chordata, Actinopteri, Cypriniformes, Xenocyprididae. The record is from RefSeq and is a predicted model, not a curated record.